Messenger RNA from Effrenium voratum, 1416 nucleotides. Lineage: Eukaryota; Dinophyceae; Suessiales; Symbiodiniaceae. The record is from the annotation of a GenBank genome assembly.
AGACACGGUCGGUCUGUGCUAGCUCACUCUCCGGGUUGCAGACCGUGCUGUUGCUUCAUCAGUCGCAAUGAAGACGAUUGCCAGCUUGGCUGUCCUGCUGACAGUGGCCUCCAAAAAAUUGACGAUUCGAACCAAAUCUCAGGCGAUCCAAGCCGCACCGCAGUCCUGUGACAAGAUGAGGUGCCCGCCGGCCUGGAGACCCAAAAUGGACCAUCACACCCUGACCGGGGUCACCGGAGAAGAUUGCUGCGACAAGACCUGCGAACUUUUCGAAUGCAAAGGUGUCUACAGAUCCAAUGAGGCCUACUGGGGCAACGUGGGAUCUUCUCCGCAAGUCUGCUGUGACAAGAUGUGCGGGAAUGAGUUUGAGUGUGACGUGGGCUACGUGCUGGCUGACGCUACUGCACCGGGCACCUCCAAGAAGGAUUGCUGCCAGCCAAAGUGCGAACUCUUCAACUGCACUGCUCCGUGGGCUCCAUCCGCGGCAAAGAAAGAUGUUGUGGCCAGCAGCGCAGAGGAAUGCUGCGACAAGACUUGUGCUGCUGUUGACUGCUCCAUCUCUGGCUGGGAAGUCAACGAGAGCAAAGCGCUGCAAGCUGGAAGCACCCCGGAGGAUUGCUGCACUCCGUUGUGCGGCAACUCUGAGCAAGUCACCUGCCCAUUUGGGUGGGCGGUGCCAGAGGAGGAUGUGAACAAGACCAGCAACAGAACCAUGGAGGGAUGCUGCCAGACGCAAUGCAAAGCCUUCACGUGCAGCCCCGGCUUCGCACCCAACGUCUCCAAGGAGGAUGCCUUUGGAGCAUCUGACGAGGAAUGCUGCCUUCCCACUUGUCAGCAGUUCAACUGCUCACUGGAAGAUGGCUGGGCACCCUGGCCCGCUGUGGAGAACGACAUCGGAGCAAACGCAUCGCAAUGCUGCCUCCCCACCUGCAAGCAGUGGACGUGCAAUGCCACAGAGAGCUGGCUGCCAUACCCCGGGGGCAGCAAGGACAAUGUCACGGGUGCCAGCAACAGCGUAUGCUGCUUGCCUGCCUGCCACACCUAUUCCUGCAGCCCUGCAAAGGGGCUUAUCCAAGUUCCUGAGUCUGAAAAGGUGGGUGGCACGACAGACGAGGAGUGCUGUGAAAGUGCCAAAUGCACAAAAGUUCGGCAGAACAUGACAGAGCUUGGCGAGAAGGAGUACUGCAACGGCCUGGAGAAGGAAAAGUGCCUGACCAUGUACUCCAAGCAUACCGGCUCGACACCAGUGAAGAAUGCCGAGGGAAAGCUCGUCACCACCGUGAACACAUCUUCGAUCGUGAUGUGCAGCUUCGAUGAUGUCUACAACUUGUGCCGCUAUGAUGUCGCUGAUGCAAUUCAGGGUGGCUGCACAGGCGUGUAGGUCAAAGAACCUUGAUGGGGGCCAUGCAGGGAGAA